CAUACAUAAAUCGGGUAAAUUUAGAUAUCUAAAUGGGUGAGAAGAACAGACUUCAAUAAAGAAUAGAGAAUGUAGGGUGCGGUAGGAAAGUAGGUUGAGAUGAGCAUCAACUGAUCGGCCUCCUCUUAUAACUAGUAAAACAUGUUCAAUAUCAUUCCGUUUCCACUGAAACUUGAUGUGUUUUUGAAUCAUGUGCAAAGUCUGAGAACAUCAUGCAUUACUACCAGGUCAGCCAUAGAGAUUUCUACGGCAGUCUGGCUUCCUUGAGGAGUUGACUACUUGGUAAAUAGUACAUACACUACUAAAUUUCUAUGUGAAUUGUUGAUUGGAGAAUACAUUUGCUGCUAUCUUACACUUGCAGUGAAACAAUAUUCAGUAUUCUGGGAGUGCUUACCCCUCUGGAUUUUUGAUUCAGAACAUGAAUUGGGUUGUUAAAAUGCACUGAAGAAACUAGCGUUGAUGCUGUACACCUGCUCUUACUCUUUGCUUUUUUCCUUAUAUUAGAAGCAUUUUUCUAGCCCUACUAGCAUUCAUGUGUACUCUUAGAAAUCCCAGUAACUCUGUCGAUAAACAAGGCAUGGAUAGCAGUCUAUCUGAGCCUUUGUUGGCCCAAAAUUCAGCUGGGAAAACCCAACAAACAGAACUAGGCCAUGCGAGUUUGCUUAGCAAACUGAUAUUUUCUUGGAUUAAUCCUUUACUGAAAUUGGGUUUCUCAAAAACUUUAGCUCUAGAAGACAUCCCUUCUCUGGUUUCUGAAGAUAAAGCCAAUGAAGCAUACCAAAAGUUUGCUAAUGCAUUUGAAUCCCUGUCAAGAGAGAAGAGCUCAAGCACUACGAAGAACCUGGUUCUCAGAGCCAUAGCAAAAGUUUACAUGAAAGAAAAUAUAUGGAUAGUAUUUUGUGCAUUCCUCAAGACUAUUGCAGUUGUAGCUUCCCCUCUUAUACUCUAUGGUUUUGUAAGUUACUCAAACAGUGAGAAGGAAAGCCUCUCUGAAGGCCUCAUGUUAGUAGGGUGUCUAAUCAUCGCCAAAGUUGUUGAAUCUCUGAGCGAGAGAUGCUGGUUCUUUGAGUCGAGAAGGUGUGGAAUGAGAAUAAGGUCAGCCUUAAUGGUGGCAGUCUAUCGAAAGCAGCUGAAGCUUUCUAGUUUGGGAAGGACAAGGCACUCAGCUGGAAAGAUUGUGAACUACAUAGCGGUGGAUGCUUAUCGAAUGGGUGAGUUCCUGUGGUGGUUCCAUUCAAUGUGGAGCCUUUCGUUGCAACUAUUGCUUUGCAUUGUUGUUCUUUAUGUGGUAGUAGGUGUUGGUGCUCUGCCUGGCUUAAUUCCUCUAAUUAUUUGUGGUCUCCUUAAUGUGCCAUUUGCAAAGGUACUACAGAAGCGUCAGUCCCAAAUCAUGGUAGCUCAAGAUGAGAGGCUUAGAGCCACUUCUGAGAUCCUAAAUAAUAUAAAAAUCAUUAAGUUGCAAUCAUGGGAAGAGAAGUUCAAGAACUCGAUUGAUUCCCUUCGCGAAAGAGAGUUCAAACCAUUGGCUGAGGCACAAGUACACAAGGCUUAUGGAACUGUUUUGUUCUGGAUGGCACCAACUAUCAUUUCUUCAGCUGUUUUUGUAGGAUGCAUUGUUUUCCAGAGUGCUCCUCUAAAUGCAAUUACCAUAUUUACGGUUCUAGCAGCCUUGAAGAGCAUGGGAGACCCUGUCCGAGUUAUACCAGAAGCUCUUUCUGUAAUGAUCCAAGUCAAGGUCUCAUUUGAUCGGCUUAAUGAUUUUUUGAUUGAUGAAGAGAUAAUGGAUAAUGAAAUAAGAGAACUCACAUCACAGAAUUCAGAUGACAUCUUAAAAGUAGAAAAAGGUAUGUUCAGCUGGAAUCCUGAAUCAAGAAUCCCAAAUCUGACAGAUGUGAAUUUAGAAGUAGAAUGGGGGCAAAAAGUUGCAGUUUGUGGAUCAGUUGGUGCUGGAAAAUCAUCUCUUUUGCUUGCUAUUCUUGGAGAAAUUCCCAAAAUCUCUGGAAAUGUUGAUGUAUUUGGAACCAUUGCCUAUGUUUCUCAGACAUCUUGGAUACAAAGUGGGACAGUCCGCGAUAACAUACUUUAUAGGAGGCCAAUGGAGAAGACUAAAUAUCAGGAGACCAUAAAAGCUUGUGCUUUGGAUAAAGAUAUUGAUAGCUUUCAGCACGGGGAUCUUACUGAAAUAGGACAGAGGGGCAUUAACUUGAGUGGAGGACAGAAGCAAAGGAUUCAGCUAGCAAGAGCUGUCUAUAGUGAUGCUGACAUCUAUCUACUUGAUGAUCCCUUUAGUGCAGUUGAUGCAACUACAGCUGCAAUUUUAUUUCAUGAUUGUGUCAAGGUUGCUUUAGCAAAGAAAACUGUGAUUCUGGUGACUCAUCAAGUUGAAUUUCUCUCAGAAGUUGAUAACAUCUUGGUAAUGGAGGGCGGAAGAAUUACUCAAUCCGGAAGCUAUGACGGUCUCUUGACAAAAGGAACUGCAUUUGAGCAGCUUGUGAAUGCUCAUAGAGAUGCAGUAACAACAUUGGACAGCCCAAACUACCAAACCCAAGAAUCUGAGAAGGAAGAUAUAAUCCAACCAGAAGAGUCUCAAAGGACUAAUCUUGCCGGUGAAACUGAAGGGGAUACUUCCAUGGCGGGCAUUCCUGGGGUUCAGCUAACAGAAGAAGAAGAGAAAGAGAUUGGUGAUGUUAGCUGGAAGUCCUGUUGGGAUUAUAUUUUUGUUUCCAAGGGAACACUUCUUCUAUUCUCCGGGAUAUUAUCACAGUUUUGUUUUUCUAUUUUUCUGGCUGCUUCAACUUAUUGGCUAGCUCUAGGCAUUAAGAUUCCUAAUAUAACCAGUGCUACACUGAUUGGAGUUUACACUGCAAUUUCUUCACUCUGUGCUGUCUUUGUAUUUCUAAGAUCAUAUUCUGCAGCCCAUAUGGGAUUAAAAGCUUCUAGAGCCUUUUUUGAAGGUUUCACCGAUGCUAUAUUUAAAGCUCCCAUGUUGUUCUUUGACUCAACCCCUGUUGGGAGGAUUUUAACACGAGCUUCAUCAGAUUUAAGUACUCUAGAUUUUGAGAUACCCUUCUCCAUUAUGUUUACUGUUUCGGCUGUUAUUCAACUGCUGACAACUAUUGCAGUUCUGGCUUCCGUGAUAUGGGAAGUUCUCAUUGUAGCUAUUCUCGCAACUGUUGCUGUACAAUACGUUCAGAGAUAUUGUCAAGCCUCUGCAAGGGAACUAACAAGAAUCAAUGGAACAACCAAAGCUCCUGUUAUGAAUUACGCAGCUGAAACAUCACAUGGAGUGGUCACUAUAAGGGCUUUUAAAAUGGUCAACAGGUUCUUAGAUGACUACCUAAAGCUAGUUGACACUGAUGCCAGACUGUUCUUUCAUUCUAAUGCAACCAGGGAGUGGUUAAUAUUAAGGACAGAAGCACUUCAGAAUUUGACCCUUUAUGCCACUGGUUUUCUCCUUGUUUUACUUCCUAAGGGAUACAUUUCUUCAGGUCUUGUGGGGCUCUCUCUUUCUUACGCCUUAACACUCACAACAACACAAAUUUAUCUGACUCAAUGGUAUUGCAACUUAGCAAACAACAUAAUAUCAGUUGAAAGGAUAAAACAAUUCAUGCAGAUUUCACCAGAGCCUCCUGCAAUUUUGGAGGACAAGAGGCCACCAUUUUCAUGGCCUCAAAAGGGUAGAAUAGAGCUGCAUUGUCUGGAGAUAAAAUAUCGUCCGAAUUCUCCACUAGUUCUCAAGGGGAUCACUUGCACAUUUCAAGAAGGGACUAGAAUAGGAGUUGUUGGAAGGACAGGAAGUGGAAAAAGUACACUCAUAAGUGCUUUGUUUCGUUUAGUAGAGCCGAGCAGUGGAAAAAUUAUUAUAGAUGGACUUGAUAUCUGCUCUCUUGGUCUAAAAGAUUUGAGAAUGAACCUCAGCAUCAUCCCUCAAGAAACAACUCUUUUUAGGGGCACCAUCCGAACCAACUUGGAUCCUCUAGGCCUUUACUCGGACAAUGAAAUAUGGACGGCUUUAGAAAAGUGUCAGCUCAAGGCAACAGUCAGCAGCCUGCCUAAUCUGCUAGGCUCAUCUGUGAGUGAUGAAGGGGAAAAUUGGAGCGCUGGGCAACGCCAGUUGUUUUGCCUUGGAAGAGUGCUUCUCAAGAGGAACAGAAUUCUAGUUCUAGAUGAGGCUACUGCUUCCAUCGACUCUGCAACAGAUGCCACUCUACAAAGAAUCAUAAGGCAAGAAUUUGCAGAAUGCACUGUGAUAAUUGUAGCUCAUAGAGUUCCAACAGUCAUAGACAGUGACAAAGUUAUGGUCCUCUCUGAUGGGAAGCUGGUGGAGUAUGAAGAACCUUCAAAGCUAUUGGAUACCAACUCCUACUUCUCCAAGCUUGUAGCUGAAUAUUGGUCCAGUAGCAAGACAAACUGAUAAUUGCCCAACAUGCGUGUCUACAACCAUUGAUAUCCAUCUGCUUCAUUUUCCAUUAUUUUGCACAAUUUUUGGUAAUUGACUAAUUGUGAGGUUAAGACUUGGGAGUGCCCUCUCUUAUUUCCGGCCAUGUUUUCUUUUGAUUUUUAUCAGUAAAACCUACUUUCUGGUAACUAUAUAUACGGAAUUAUGGCCUGAUGGGGUCUUCGCUUCUAUAUGUCGAGAAAAGUAACAGAGCAAAAGGAAUA
Rosa chinensis is the source of this 4662-nucleotide messenger RNA. Its product is annotated as ABC transporter C family member 8. Gene Ontology annotation, biological process: transmembrane transport. Gene Ontology annotation, molecular function: ATP binding; ABC-type transporter activity; ATP hydrolysis activity. The record is from RefSeq and is a predicted model, not a curated record. The transcript is spliced from 12 exons. NCBI's taxonomy places the organism in Eukaryota, Viridiplantae, Streptophyta, Magnoliopsida, Rosales, Rosaceae. The coding region runs from base 533 to 4414 and encodes 1293 amino acids. Gene Ontology annotation, cellular component: plant-type vacuole; vacuolar membrane.